This is a messenger RNA of Porites lobata, 366 nucleotides long. The record is from the annotation of a GenBank genome assembly. Lineage: Eukaryota; Metazoa; Cnidaria; Anthozoa; Scleractinia; Poritidae.
AUGAAGCUUACAUAUUUUCUAGUAUAUGGCCUCAAAUGCUACGAGUGUGUCUCCACGAAGGGUUGGGAUGACUGUGCUGAGAUAAAAACAGAGAAAGAAUGUCCUUCCUUUGCCGACCGCUGUGGCAAAUACAAAGUUGAAGGAACAAGCGGGCAAAUGUCUGCCGCGGUGUUCGCCAAGGGAUGUGCAACUAAAAUCCAGUGCGACAAAGAUGACAAAUCAGAGCUUUGCAAGCUUUCUGGGCCAAAAGGUAAUGUCAACUGCAAAGUCGACUGCUGCCAGGGAAAUCUGUGUAAUGGAGCCAAAGUAUUAACCGUCAGCGGCAUCUCGCUCUUGGCAUGCACUCUUUUAACUUUCUCACGAUAA